Molecule: messenger RNA, 1251 nt
Organism: Myotis lucifugus (little brown bat)
Lineage: Eukaryota; Metazoa; Chordata; Mammalia; Chiroptera; Vespertilionidae
Gene: PGK2
Product: phosphoglycerate kinase 2
Biological process (GO): glycolytic process; gluconeogenesis
Cellular component (GO): cytosol; extracellular exosome; sperm fibrous sheath
Molecular function (GO): ATP binding; ADP binding; phosphoglycerate kinase activity
Source: RefSeq, a predicted model, not a curated record
AUGUCUCUUUCUAAGAAGUUAACUUUGGACAAACUGGAUGUGAAAGGCAAACGAGUCGUUAUGAGAGUAGACUUCAAUGUUCCCAUGAAGAACAACCAGAUUACCAACAACCAGAGAAUCAAGGCUUCAAUCCCAAGCAUCAAGUUCUGCCUGGAUAAUGGCGCCAAGUCAGUCGUUCUUAUGAGUCACCUAGGUCGACCCGAUGGUGUGCCCAUGCCUGAUAAAUACUCCCUGGAGCCUGUUGCUGCUGAGCUGAAAUCCUUGCUGGGUAAGGAUGUCCUGUUCCUGAAGGACUGUGUGGGCCCAGAAGUGGAGAAAGCCUGUGCAAACCCAGCCAAUGGGUCAGUCAUCUUGCUGGAGAAUUUACGCUUCCAUGUGGAGGAAGAAGGGAAGGGCCAAGAUCCUGCAGGAAAUAAGCUUAAAGCUGAGCCACAGAAGAUAGAAGCCUUCCGUCAAUCACUCUCAAAGCUAGGGGAUGUUUAUGUCAAUGAUGCCUUUGGCACGGCUCACCGGGCCCACAGUUCCAUGGUGGGAGUGAAUCUGCCCCAGAAGGCGUCUGGAUUCCUGAUGAAGAAGGAACUGGAAUACUUUGCCAAAGCCUUGGAAAACCCAGAGAGACCCUUUCUGGCUAUACUUGGUGGAGCUAAAGUAGCAGACAAGAUCCAGCUUAUCAAAAAUAUGCUCGACAAGGUCUGUCACAUGAUUAUUGGUGGUGGAAUGGCUUAUACUUUCCUUAAGGUACUCAACAACAUGGAGAUUGGUGCUUCCUUGUUUGAUGAAGAGGGAGCCAAGAUUGUCAAAGAUAUCAUGGACAAAGCCGAGAAGAAUGGUGUGACCAUCACCUUUCCAGUUGACUUUGUUACUGCUGACAAGUUUGAAGAGAAUGCUAAGGUUGGUCAAGCCACUGUAGCAUCAGGCAUCCCUGCUGGCUGGAUGGGUUUGGACUGUGGCCCUGAGACCAAUAAAAAGUUUGCUCAAAUUGUGGGUGAAGCCAAGCUAAUUGUGUGGAAUGGGCCCGUAGUAUUUGAAUGGGAUGCCUUUGCUCAGGGAACCAAAGCCCUCAUGGAUGAAGUUGUGAAAGCCACUUCCAGGGGCUGUAUCACCAUUAUAGGAGGUGGAGACACCGCCACUUGCUGCGCCAAAUGGAACACCGAAGAUAAAGUCAGCCACCUGAGCACUGGAGGAGGAGCCAGUCUAGAGCUUCUGGAAGGUAAAGUCCUUCCUGGAGUGGAUGCCCUCAGCAACCUGUAG